GAAUGGGAAGAAAGAAAGGUGAAAAACGCCGAGGAGGCGAAGAAGAGGAAAUGGGAGAACACCGGCCCCCAAGGUUCUAGCAAGAAAGGGAACCACGGGGGAGGUGGGUCUUUCAGAACGCCCGCACCACCAUCUAGGGGAAAUCAAGGCCCAGGAGGGCAAGGCUCGAGGUCGCAAGGCUCGGGCAUUAGCAGGUGCAAUAACUGGAAGAGGAACCACGCGGGCAAGUGCCGCGAUCCCCCUAGGUGCUACCAAUGCGGGGAGACGGGACACUUGAGAUCAAACUGCCCACAACUUGGGCGAGCCAUGGGUGCAGGACCUAGCAGCGGGACUACGGCAAGUAGGAACCGAGCAGGGGCACUUCACGCGAGCACGGCGCACGGAGGGCCAAGUACAAGUAACGCGCCAUCCGUGAACCAAGGCAAGACCCAGGCUAGGGUCUAUGCGAUGACGGAGGCAGACGCACGUGCUAACCCGGACUCCGUGGCGGUUUCAGGUAGAACUUGAAGGUUGCUGCCACCGCCCGUUGCUUCGGGAAGAUCCAAGGAAGAAGACGUGGUUCGUGCUUCUUCCGUUUCUGUUUCGAAAACAAUUUAAAUAAUGCUCAUGGAUAUUGUUUUUUUGAAUAAUUAUUUGGGGGCUUGUACGCCCAUGAUUGCCAAGAUGUGGCACAAACACUUACGUUAAAUGUUUCCGCUGCUAUAAA
This is a messenger RNA of Cuscuta europaea, 706 nucleotides long. The record is from the annotation of a GenBank genome assembly. Lineage: Eukaryota; Viridiplantae; Streptophyta; Magnoliopsida; Solanales; Convolvulaceae.